Polistes dominula (European paper wasp) is the source of this 4312-nucleotide messenger RNA. Its product is annotated as TWiK family of potassium channels protein 18. Gene Ontology annotation, biological process: potassium ion transmembrane transport; stabilization of membrane potential. NCBI's taxonomy places the organism in Eukaryota, Metazoa, Arthropoda, Insecta, Hymenoptera, Vespidae. The record is from RefSeq and is a predicted model, not a curated record. Gene Ontology annotation, molecular function: potassium ion leak channel activity; outward rectifier potassium channel activity. Gene Ontology annotation, cellular component: plasma membrane.
UUAAUUUCAAUUUGAAACAAGAAAGAGAAAGAAACAAUUUAAAAGAAUUCGAAAGAAAAACAAAAUUAUUCCACGAAUAAGAAGGAUCGAUCUAUCGUUUGAAUUCGAUUGAAUUAAUCUUACCAACCUUGACAAAUAAAAAAAACAAAAAGAAGAAACCCCUUCUCCCCCAUAAUAAAUUCAAGUUUUAUCAUAGGUGAUAUUCGAAGACACACUUUUACGUGAAUCGUAGAAAAAUCAAACAAAAAAUAAAAUGGAACAGGAAUAAGAAGAAACUUGGAAAUUUCUUGCGAGUUUAAAACAAGGAAGGAAGACAUAUAUAUUUUCUUCAAAAUUUAUGGUUGACCAAAAUAAUUUACUUCUAACGCUUUUCAAAGUUGCUUUGUCAAGCAACAACGAUAAAAACAACAACAAAAAAGGAAGAAACAAAAAUCAGACGCUUGAUUAAUAAAUUUAGUUCAAAACGUACGACUGAUUUUGACGUAAUUCUCGACAUAUGUGCGUCAUAUGUGAAAUCCUUUAAAUGUUAAAUCAACAAUCGUUCAUUCGUUCAUACGUACGUUCGUUCCUUUGCUUAAUUAAUCGUCAAUUCCAAUUGUACGAAUUUACCAAUGAACCAACCGCGAAAACUCAUCACCCUUAUUAACAGUUACAUUUUCGAAAUAUGUGACAUUUACGGAAAGAACGAAGAAUUGUUGAUCACACGUUAUUAGCUUUUAACCUGUGAUGAGAUGACUGACAACAAGUGGUUGCCGUAGUUUUCGAAAAGGAAAUUAAUAGACGAUUGGACCAAUCAAUUUCUGCCAAACUUUCCAAAAGCAAAUGAUAAAGUGUAAUAUUCGACUGAAAUAUCAGAAAGAGAGAAAGAGAGAGAUAGAAAGAGAGAGAGGAAGGGAAGGAGUGAAGGAAAGAGAAGGAAAGUGGAACGAAGAAGGUUGGCUAUUAUUUUCAAAUGCAUCGGCCACAAAACGUCGAUAGAGACGAAAUAGCCAAGUCGAGAAGCCAAGGAUGUCACGUGAAUCCAUCCCUCCACGGAAGAUAGGACACGUUUCAUAAAGUUUCAUGCACGGUACUAGGAGCAAGAGAGGAAAAAGUUUCUUCCACUUCGGUGAAACGAUAUGCUAGACGACGACACGGCCGUAGGAAGUCGAAAACCGAUACGAUAGAGAAGGGAGAACGAUCUUUGAUAAGAACAACAAAAAAACAAUUUAAAAAAAACAUACUAUAGCGAGAUAUAACUUAAAGAAUGUGCAAGCAUAAUUUACGAAACCAUAUGAAGAAUUAUCCACGUCGUAAAUAAUUAGGUCCAGACAUCUCACCAGAUGGAUGAGGACAGCAACGCCAAAGGAACGUUAGAACAACGAUAGGACGUUACCGCUUGCGGCUGCAGCUGCGGCGUCGAUCGCUGCAUCUGCAGCUGCGGCGGCAGCGGUAGUGGUGGUGGUGGUGGUGGUGGUGGUGGUGGUGUGGUAUAGUAAUUAGGCGGCAUAAUGAUGCAAAAUACCGGCGACUAUUACCAAAGGGCACCUAGAUGUUGUCCCGGACGUAACGGCGGGAACACAGAUUCCCUAAGACUCAGCAGUUCGGUACGUGGUGCUGAAUUGCUUUGUUGUUGCUGCAGUUGUAGCACUUCCACUUCAACUAACACACCAGGAUUAUUAGCCAGUCUUGGUGUUUGCGUUCUUGUACUUGGUUACACCCUUCUUGGUGCGUUCGCUUUUAUGGCAUUAGAGGGUGGACUAAAAUCGGAGUCAUUGAUAAACGUGUCAUCGAAAAUUGCAAAAAGUGAGGAAGGAUCGUACAGUUUAUCAACGUUUGAGGAUGAAAAUGCUGCUACCGAAUUAAGAGCAAAGACUGUAGAAAGACUUUGGAGUAUAACUGAAGAUUUGAAUAUUCUUUAUAAGGAGAAUUGGACUCGACUAGCGGCGAAAGAAAUUCAAGAAUUUCAAGAUAAUCUUUCGCGUAGAUUGGGACGUACGUCAACGCCCUUUGAACCACCUCAUCAAUCGCGAAAUAACGAAGUAGAUAAACGACGAUGGACGUUCAGCGGUAGUCUGCUUUAUUCUUUAACACUUAUUACCACCAUAGGAUACGGUAAUGUAACUCCGCGUACAGUCUGGGGUCGCCUAAUUACCAUAAUCUACGCUUUAGCUGGUAUACCUCUUAUGUUGGUUUAUCUAAGCACAGUGGGCGACGUUCUUGCUAGAAGUUUCCGACGUUUGUACGGUCGCAUGUGCAUUCCACGAAAUUGUAUUAAAAAACAACAACCUCCACCGCCUCCUCCGCCAGUCGGUGGUAUCAUGGGCAAGUCAUACCGUUAUGAUAAUCAUAUAGAAACAAAGGCGGCAAAUUAUUAUUCAACUAGUCGCGAUAGUUCCUGCGACGAUCUUGGAACACGAGGUACAAACAGUGCCAUAUUACUCGAUUGUGGUAGCGAAGGUCUUUUGCAUGCUACCACUAGUUCAACGGCUGCUCUCCAGGAUACAAUGGCAGGCAAUGGAAAACGCCAUUUACAACCGUGUUCGUUAUCACCUUCCUCGAGUUCAUCGCCAGCUUAUAUGAUGGAAACGUAUUCCGUUAGAAUACCCAUUAGUUUGUGCCUGGUAAUAAUGCUGUUAUAUAUAUGCGGCGGUGCAGUGAUGUUCAAUCGUCUGGAGGGUUGGAGUCUUCUAGAAGGUGGAUAUUUCUGCUUCACGAGUCUCGGCACCAUCGGAUUUGGAGAUCUGAUGCCGACUGGACGCAACGCCCCAUCAACUACCCUGGAAGAGCUCAGCCUGUGUGCCUGCUCGUUGUAUAUACUCGCUGGAAUGGGCCUGAUAGCCAUGUGCUUCAACCUCGUCCAGGAGGAGGUGGUACGCGUGGUCAGGGUCUUCGGUAGAACCUGUGGCAUGUCAUCGGGUGUGGUGGUCGGCCCUAUUGGUGGUACAGGGACCGCACCUGGAAUCAAAGCUGAACUCGACGAUGGAGGAGGUACCAGCGAUUCAAGAUUGUCAGAACAAGAAGAAGAAGCGAUCGCCAUGUCCACGGUGCCGUCAUCCUGACAACACCAGGCCAGGAUCCCUAGUGACGGGAAACUCCUGGCCCACCCGUCGAGUACUGCCAUGAAAUUGUCACCCGGUCAUCAUUCUUUGCCACGUAAAAAAUCAUCCGCCGACAAAAAUCUCUCAUCAUCUCAGAUAUUUCAACGUGGUCAUCCAACGAGACGUAGCUGUUUAUCGCCACAAUAUCAUCAUCAGCAUCAUCAUCAACAUCGCCAACAAGAAAGUUCUUUACAUUUUGAAUAUUUUGUACCAAGGAGUGUUAGCGAAUUUAAUUUAGCUGCUACUGUUGUUACCGACAUAGCGGUAGCACCUUUACCUCAAACAUCAGCACUAAGACCUUCUUCAGUAAUCACGCCACCAGCCUCUGGCCUUACAACCAACACAUCAGCAAUUAAUCAAGGACGUCUAUUGGAUCCUUCCAAUACUACAACAAGAAGUCGAGAAAAAAUGGUUACGUUUGAGGACGAAGGUGUUAAUUCUGCUGCUGGAUCGGCAUCUAAUAGAAAAAAUUUAUCCAACAUUGAUAAUACUUUCAUGUGAUGAAUGAAAACAAUAAUGUGCAAAAGAAUAAAAAGAAAAACGUGAAACAAACAUUAAUACGAAAUGAUAUUGACUUUAAAAGUGAGAUUACGAAUAUCGCUCGUAUAAUUGAAUAUCUCUACGUAUAACUGAAAAUAAAUCAAAUCAAUUGGUUUGAGAUAUCUAUUUGAUUUAGAGCAAAAAUAUAAACAAACUUAGUUGACAAUUAAUUGAACAUAAAUGAAAAUAAAUACGAAGGAGAAAAUAACGAUACGAUUCUAAAGAGACACACAAACGUUCUUUUUUUAACUAACAUAUGCCAUUAUCCCAAAAACUCAUUAAUUAUAAAUAGAAAUUACACGAAACAAAAAAAAACUUACGAAGUACUUCUUUAUUUAAGAAAAUGUUCGGUUAUCAUACAAUAAUCAUGUACUCAGGGUAUUGAUAAUGUAAAAAAAAAAAAAAAAAAACCAAAUCUUUCAUACACAUUCUAACGACUGAAUACAGUUUUCUAAUCUAACAACCAAUGGAAAUAUGAAAGUAAGAAAAUAGUUUUCACUCUUGCUAAUUUCCUGAUAUCAAAUAUCUAAUCACAUAGUACAAGAAUAAAACGGCUAAUAUCAGAAUAUAAAAAAGAAUGACAACUGAUGAUACUCCGGUUGAUAAAAAAAAAAAAUAAGAAAAGAUGCCUUCUAAUACGAAUCGUUCGAAAAACAUUCAUUCAAAACCAAAACAUAACGAUAAAAUAAAUA